CGGUGAUCAAGCCAAUAGGAAACACACAGAGAGGGUGAGCAAAGGGCUGCUCUUAUCUUACUAUUUAUCCAGCGGAGAUCACACUCCUAUCUACUACUAUUUGAUGGCUGAGUGACAUCAGAGAGACGGAGUGUAAAAGAAAGAAAGAGAGAGAGAGAGGCAGAGAAUGAGAAGACGUUAAGGCAGUCAACUGAGCUGAUUUUAACUCGACACUUCAGAAACUUGUGGUCCUGUUUGCCCCAGUGGUGGUGACUCUGCAGGAGCACAGCUGACCACUUUAUCCACCUCCCCUCACUCUCCCUCUAACCGUGCUGCCUUUUCUUCCUCCUGAAGACCAUGGAGGAGGUCCCCAAGGUCACAGAAACUACACCGUCCCUGCCACCUCUCCUGGAGCGGCAGGUGCGCCAACGACAGCCCAAGGUUUCAGUCCUCAAAUCCAAGCUGAAGCAGGGCAUGACCUGCUCUGUACCCAGAGUCCGAUCCACCCUGACCGGGUUCUUCCCUGUGGUGCGCUGGCUGCCUAAAUACAAGCUCAGAGAAUACGUCUGGGGUGAUGUGAUGUCUGGGUUGAUUGUGGGUAUCAUCUUGGUACCGCAGGCCAUUGCUUAUUGCCUGCUGGCAGGAGUGGAGCCAAUCUAUGGCUUAUACACCUCAUUUUAUGCCAACAUCAUUUACUUCCUCAUGGGGACAUCCAGACAUGUGUCUGUAGGGAUUUUCAGUCUCAUGAGCCUCAUGGUUGGACAGGUGGUGGAUAGGGAGGUGUUCCUAGCUGGUUUUGACCUCAAUGAGGAUUCCAAACCAUCUGAUCCUGAUGUGUUCAAUGGUUCAAUGGGCACUAACCUUACAGCUGGUGAACUGCACAGCGUAGAGCUAAUGGGCCUGCAGUGUGGGAAGGAGUGUUACGCCAUCAGUAUUGCUGCUGCUCUUACAUUCCUGACGGGUGUCUACCAGGUCAUGAUGGCUGUGUUUCGACUAGGCUUUGUCUCUGUCUACCUUUCAGCCCCCAUGCUUGACGGUUUUGCCACGGGAGCCUCAUUCACCAUUCUGACUGUGCAGGCUAAAUACCUGUUAGGUCUAAAGAUUCCACGCCACCAGGGCUACGGCACAGUCAUCGUCACUUGGAUCAGCAUCUUUGCCAAUAUUCACAAGACCAACCUAUGUGACCUCAUCACUAGUGCCAUCUGUAUCUCCAUAUUAGUGGCGGGAAAAGAAAUCCAGGAACGCUACAAGGAUCGUCUAAAGAUCCCUCUGCCGACUGAGCUGGUAGUUGUGGCAGGAGCUACAUUGGCCAGCCAUUUUGGAGAGCUGAACAGCGUUUAUGGCUCCAGCGUUUCUGGUCACAUCCCCACAGGGUUCAUUCCUCCCCAGGUGCCCAGCUUUGGUCUGAUGUCAAGAGUGGCACUGGAUGCCAUUCCUCUGGCUGUCAUUAGUUUUGCCUUCACGGUGUCACUGUCCGAGAUGUUUGCCAAAAAAAAUGGCUACACAGUUCGCCCCAACCAGGAAAUGCUGGCCAUCGGCUGCUGUAACAUCAUCCCCUCCUUCUUCCACUGUUUUACCACCAGUGCUGCACUAGCAAAAACCAUGGUGAAGGACUCAACAGGCUGCCAGACACAGGUAUCAAGUCUGAUCAGCGCCCUGGUCGUCCUUCUCGUCCUCCUCUUCUUCGCACCUUUCUUCUACUCUCUCCAGAAAUGUGUUCUUGCCUGCAUCAUCAUCGUCAGCUUGCGGGGGGCACUGAGGAAGUUCAAGGACGUCCCUGCCAAGUGGCGCGCCAGCCGGAAUGACGCCAUUGUUUGGCUGGUCGCCAUGUCAGCCACUGCUCUGAUCAGUGUGGAGCUGGGCCUCCUGGUCGGAAUCGUCUUUUCUAUGAUCUGCAUAAUCUAUAAGACCCAGAACCCUAAGGUCUCUUUGCUUGGCCGGGCCAACAACUGUGAUCUUUAUGAGGAUGUGGACGAGUACAAGAAUCUCAUGCCACCACCUCGGGUUCAAGUCUUCCGCUUCCAAGCUCCUCUGUACUUCGCCAACAAGGACUCCUUCCUCAAAUCCCUCUACAAAGCUGUUGGAGUCGAACCUUUCUUGGAGCUGACUAAGAGGAGAAAGGCAGAGAAGAAGGCCAAAGAGAUUUCCUCUAAGCAGGGCAAGGCAAAUGGGGAAACAAACAAUGGAGAGGUCGUUAUUGGACUUGUACUGGAGUUCCACACAAUAGUUUUAGACUGCUCUGCCAUCCCUUUCAUAGACUCGGCAGGCAUGGCCACGUUCAAUAGGCUGGUUAAGGAGUAUAAAGAGAUAGGAGUGAGUGUACUCCUCGCCAGCUGUAACACCUCAGUCAUUGAUACCCUGCAGAAGGGACAAUUCUUUGGGAAGAAUGACAAAGACAUGAGCAGCCUGCUGUUUCAUACAGUUCACACUGCAGUUCUUUAUGCAAAGAAUACACAUGCAGCAGCAGAGAGCAGGUCAGAAGACUCUGGAGUGUAGACCAGUUGAAAGAAAAAGGGUUGGUGUUGUGUGCUCCAUUCCUAUACUAUGGAGAAAUCUUUUUUUUUUUUUUUUAAAGCUUUGUGCCCUUAAAUGCCCAGAGCAAAUAAAACCUGAUCUGCCCAACAAGCCUUCUUUAAAGCAAUUUACCUAAAUUUAAAUCAAAAUUUCACUGAAAAGGAUAAUCACAUAAAACAUCUGUGUAGUGGAAAGGCGCAAAUAUACAACAGGCAGGAUCCAUUACACAAGGUACCUUCUCUCAGAUCAUUCCUGUUGUGGGUAUAUAGGUUGCAGACACUUCUUGCUCCUCCAUACAUUGCCUAACUCCACCAGCAUCAUGAUUAAUAUCUGAUUCCAACACUGGUAUACAUUGGUAUUUUAAUAUCAGCUCUAUCAUUAGCAAGAAAACAAUAUGGCAGACAGGCUACCUGAGGUUGGCGAUGCCCCUCUAAUCUUCCUCAUAGGCAGGCCUAUCAAAAUGAGGAAGUAAAGCAUGAGGUUUACGCUACACCUCAACAAUCUGCAAUCUGCAUCUUCCACAGGAUUUUUGUAGUUGGAUGCAGAGAGAAAUUUUAUGUCAUUCAUAGACUUGUCUUCCCCACACUACAGCAACAGGGUCUAAGUAAGGCAAGGUAGAGUUAACAAACAUAUUCAUUGAUCAACAUACUGCCACAGCUGACAAAUGACUUCAACUUUUUACAAAUUUCCAUUUUAGAAAAGUGGAAAAAUUUGAACAUUUUUCUAUAUGACAAAAAGUUGUAAAAGCAAAUAAGCCAACUUUACAGCCCGUGUAUACCCAUUUGCUUCAUAUUUCUUGGUCGACUCAGUUUUCCAGGUUUGUUACACUUUUUGUUGUUACGGUUAUUCUGUUUCAACACAAAUCUAGACGUGAUGAUAUGAUGAUGUUUUAAGCUGUUGGCAUCAUAAAUCCAUAUUUCCAGAUUUCACCUGUAAUGGACAGUUGGACAACACCUUGGCCAAGCACAAGUAGAGGUCAGGAAAGAAAGGGAAAUGAGUUGUUGAAAGACAAAUGGAACGCAGCCAUGGUUUUUGUACAUCAGAGUGUCUGUGAUAAGUCAUUGACCCUGAUCCAUAGCAUCAGCGAUACCAUUAAAUGUGGUGUGAUAACUGUAAAUACAGUGAGCAAAGUAAUAUAAUCUGUACCUUCUUGUUCAUUUAGUGCUUUAUUUCACAGUUGUUUUGGAUGAAUGUUAGUGUUCACAAAUGUGUCUAUUAGUUGCUGCUUAAUAUCUGGGGUUUUCAUUCUGGCUUGUAUCACUAUGUCACAGAAGCUGAUUCAACUUAUAUCAUAUCAAGCCCUUGGCAAAGUCCAUAAUGGCCCUUAUACAGGAGUCCAGAGUCCAAAUUUUCAGUGGUAUUUCCUGAAGUGCUACUCAACUAUUACCUUGGACCUAUUUUAUAUCAUAAUCAUCAAAUUAAAUAAACUCUUCCUGAUUGAAAGGAGGCACAUGUAGUAAGGCUGAGUCUGUACCACGGGGACCUGGAUUUGAAUCCAGCCCGGGCCCUUUCCUCCAUAUCAUCCCCUAUCUCUCCCCAGGCUUUCCUGUCUCUCUCCACUGUCAAUGUCAAAAUGCCAGAGAAAAUAACUUUAAAAGAAGAAGAAGCGUGUGUGUCAGGAAGAAAAGCUUUAUGUGACUCGUGAGGACUGCAUGCUUUUUCAGCCUCAAUUUCACACUGAGAGAGAGCCUUGCCUUUAAACUAGGGCUCAUUACAACAUACUUGUACUCUUGCCCUGCUCUCUGGUCUCCCAGCAGGAACAGCUUUAUGAUCUUUACACACAUCAGAGAUCUCUUCUUAGAUGCUGGAUGAAGUGUGUCAUCACUGGUGCUUCUGAAAUAUAUAUUUUCGCUGAGUAAACUGAUGACAGCAGGUGAUGCCAGAUAUUUAGUCAAAAAGCUUCACUGCCACUGGUUUGUUAAAUCAAAUAUUUUACAACAUGCAAAAUGUUUAAUCACUGUUUUUCUUAUGUGUUUUAUCCUGUUAGUGCAAAGCCUGAAGUCUUGAUUAAAACAAUAACAAUUUCAUGUAAAUACUCUAACUUGAGUCUGUAAUAAUUCAAAAAGGCUGUAUUUUUACUGUCAUGUGAAUAUGUUCAUCUCAAAAAGACAAGAGCAGGUGAGUUGUAUUGUAAUAAGACACUCUUAUUUUUUUGUAUUUUCAUACUUUCUUUGUCAUCAAACAUUUCCAUGUAUUAAUUUAAUGUGAAUCAUGAUAGCGAUUACAUUUAAUUUUUUCAGGGGAGGUCUCCUUGACGUUCAUUAUAGACAUAGUGUUGACAUUCAACAUCCAUAUACAAACACUGCCUUAAUGUUCAAUACUUGAAUUAAACUGUUUUUAGUGA
Messenger RNA from Lates calcarifer (barramundi perch), 4837 nucleotides. It is a transcript of the gene slc26a1, whose product is annotated as solute carrier family 26 member 1. Gene Ontology annotation, biological process: transmembrane transport. Bases 337 to 2475 code for a protein of 712 amino acids. Gene Ontology annotation, cellular component: membrane. Gene Ontology annotation, molecular function: chloride transmembrane transporter activity; secondary active sulfate transmembrane transporter activity; bicarbonate transmembrane transporter activity. The record is from RefSeq and is a predicted model, not a curated record. The transcript has 8 exons. NCBI's taxonomy places the organism in Eukaryota, Metazoa, Chordata, Actinopteri, Centropomidae.